AUUUGUUCCUGACCUUCCAUUAAAAAUGUCCAAGCAGCAGCCUGCUCAGUUUACCAAUCCAGAAACCCCUGGCUAUGUUGGAUUUGCAAACCUUCCCAAUCAGGUUCAUCGGAAGUCUGUGAAAAAGGGGUUUGAAUUUACUCUUAUGGUGGUUGGUGAAUCUGGAUUGGGAAAAUCUACUUUAAUAAACAGCCUGUUCUUGACAGAUCUCUACCCGGAAAGGAUAAUCCCAGGAGCAGCUGAGAAAAUUGAACGUACUGUGCAGAUUGAAGCCUCAACGGUUGAAAUAGAAGAAAGGGGGGUGAAACUACGUUUGACGGUUGUAGAUACACCAGGAUAUGGUGAUGCUAUCAAUUGUCGAGACUGUUUUAAGACCAUAAUCUCCUAUAUUGAUGAACAGUUUGAACGAUAUCUGCAUGAUGAGAGUGGUUUGAACAGACGGCAUAUCAUAGAUAACCGGGUUCACUGCUGCUUCUAUUUCAUUUCACCAUUUGGUCAUGGUCUUAAGCCUUUGGAUGUUGAGUUUAUGAAGGCCAUACACAACAAAGUUAAUAUUGUACCAGUGAUUGCAAAAGCUGAUACGCUUUCUCUGAAAGAGCGAGAGAGGCUAAAGAAAAGGAUUCUGGAUGAAAUUGAAGAGCAUGGCAUCAAGAUUUAUCACCUACCUGAUGCUGAAUCAGAUGAGGAUGAAGAUUUUAAAGAGCAGACCAGACUCCUGAAGGCCAGUAUUCCAUUUUGUGUAGUAGGAUCCAAUCAACUGAUUGAAGCCAAAGGUAAAAAAGUUAGAGGUCGACUCUACCCCUGGGGUGUAGUUGAAGUGGAGAAUCCAGAACAUAAUGACUUCCUGAAGCUGAGGACCAUGUUAAUCACCCAUAUGCAAGAUCUUCAGGAGGUGACCCAGGAUCUUCACUAUGAGAACUUCCGCUCUGAGAGGCUCAAACGAGGCGGCAGGAAAAUAGAAGAUGAAGAAGUAAAUAAAGACCAGAUUCUACUUGAAAAAGAAGCUGAACUUCGUCGCAUGCAGGAGAUGAUUGCGAGAAUGCAGGCACAGAUGCAGAUGCAAAUGCAGAGUGGAGAGGGAGACAGCAGUGCAGUUCACGGACACCAUGUAUAAAGUCUUUGAUUACUUUAUACCCUGUUAAAGUAAAUAUUCUGGAGUUGAAUUAUGAUGGUGUUAUACAGGAAAGGAUGCCUUUUGCUCAACGUGUGACUUGGAGUUUGCUUUAGAGUUUAACAUGGAAAUGCAUUGUGGUAACUUUUGUGAUAUGUAUUUUAUAACAUGUAGUCAGUCAGUAUUUUAUAUAUUAUACACAUAGGACCUUGGUUCUGUUUACUAAUUCUUAUAUUGAGCUUAUUUUCAAUUUCCCAUUGUAUUAGGGAUACAAAGUAGACACUGAAACUUUUCUAGCCUGACUUGUCAUUAGUUGAUUUUUACUUUUUUUCUGUAUGGCUUAUUAGCCCUCUGCUUUUAACUUCUUAUUACAUUUAGAAAUUAGCAGCUGUCAGUGAUAUCUUGUUAUAGUCACCUAAUGAGGGAGCCCUGCAAUGCUAAUCUUAAUUUUGUAUUUUUUGUAGUGUUUACAGGUUUAUGUCUGUGAGAUACUCGGCCCUCCUUUUGCUCCUGCUCAGUGCAGCAGGUGAUUUUCUUGCCCUCUGCUAUUAUCUAAUUAAAAUUCAGGCAUGCCUUGUGUCUUAACAAGAAGAGGAAAUGCCUCUUUAAGGGGCACACUGUAUUCUAUAUGACAGGCAUUAUUUCCUUCAGAUUUAACCUUGAGGGAGGUACCAUCCUUAUUGCUUGCCUGUAAUCUUUUACUCUAUUGCAAAUACUUUUAAUACUUUUUAAGAGUUUCUUGUAGAUCAGCACAAGUCAAUACUGCUAUUUUCUGGCAUUACUGUAGCAAAAUAAACUAGAAUAGUGUUGGUAUCGGCAAAUGAAGUAAACCCCAAAGAGCAGUUUUCCAUGCCUAGGUGUUUCCCAUAAUCAAAAUGACAGUAAGUAAAAUAAUUCUUACUGAGUUUUCAUACUAUUUUUAGGGCAUUGCAAACAGUUAAUUUUAGUAUAAAAUACGUACUAGCACACUCCUCUUCUUUUAGAGUGAUCCGUGCCUGACAGGAUCAAUGCAAACUGUAUUUUAAGGUCCUGCUCCAAGAUGGAGUUAGCAGUAUUAUUUUUGAAGUGACUCUGAUAUGUUACAUGCUUUUUUAGGCCAAGGUCACUUUCCUUAAUGCGAAUAGUAAGGGAGCCUUUUUUUGCCCUUGGCUAGACUUUUUCGACCUAGCAUGGCUUGUAUUGUAGCUGCAGCACGUAAAAACAACUGUAGUAUACAGCUACGUAUGCAGUAGCUGAUGAGGUAAGCAGAAAUACACCCUGCUUGGCUUUUCUACUGCUUUUGAUAAAGCCAGCAAUCAGAUUUCCUGAUGUGAUCUGUUACAAAACGUUGUUAUCUGAACAGCUUAUACAUAGAUAGAAUUAUGACCUUUUUCUCUUCUUUGAGCUCAGGUACAGUAGUGACUUUUAUAAAAAUAAAUAAAUUUUUAACGUUUCUUUGAAAAAAGGAAUAGGACUUAUACAGUUAAUGUAUAUUUUCAGUGGUACUGAAAUGGCUAGAUUAAAUAUCAGCUUGCUUCGUAACUGAAAUUUUUAUCUUCCCAAAACUACUGUUUAUGAAUUUUGUAAUAUUUGAAUCUUUUUAAAAAUGUGAAGUAAAAUCCUUCAUCAUAGGCUUUGCUAGGAAGCUCCAGUGCUCUCCUCAAAAGCAAUUAUUCUCAAAGUUUUGCACAUCACUCUUUUAGUCUUCCCUCAUCAUGACAAAAGUGAAAACAAGGACCUUUUUAUAUUUUUAGAUGCAUAGAAGUAUUAAGUUCUGUUUUGUCGAGUAAGUACAUAUUAAACAUAUUUAGAAAUGCAUGUUUUUUCCAUAUUUUUGUCUUGCCUUUCCUAAACAACAUGUAGAAAGAAAAACGUUGCAAUAUUAUCAGAAAACAACAUUCCACGGCACUUCUUUCUAAAUCUUUUGACACAUUUUGUGAAUCGGUUGUCAUAAAUAUACCAAAAGACCUAUAAACUCAAAUCAUUAAGUACUUUGGAAAGUCCCACACUGUUCUUCAGUUGCAGCAACUCUGGUUUUGUUUUGACACUGUAGCAUUUGUGUACUUUUAAGCUAUUUGUCUGAUAUCUGUUACAUAUUUUGGAUAUAGCAUGCUCCAGGUGCUGUCCACUUUGCCAAGGAGAACUACUCCAUGACAUUUCUGGUUUUACAUACAAGGUUACUGCGGUAUUGUAAGCUGCAAUAGUACUAUGAAGCAGUACUUGAAGAAGAACUGUGAAAUCUAAAAUGUAUGCAAAGGGGGACCAGUUCUACGCGUAACCCUCUGUGUAUGUUUGUUUGAUGGUCUCUUUUCCUGUUUUUUCUGCUUAUGCUAACAUGGGAACAAAAGCAGAUUGUCCCUGCAUUUAGUGCUGUAUUAUAGUUUGGUCACUACCUGUGGAAUUGUUUAGGCAAUGUGUUUAUUCUUUGAAAUAGGUAUGUAUCUAUUAAAAUAUUUCAUCAUGA
Molecule: messenger RNA, 3554 nt
Organism: Struthio camelus australis
Lineage: Eukaryota; Metazoa; Chordata; Aves; Struthioniformes; Struthionidae
Source: RefSeq, a predicted model, not a curated record